ACAGAAUAUUUUUUCUAAAGAGGAGAGCAACAACAUGGUUUCAAAACUGGAAGAUGCAAUGGAAGGCCUGAUUAAAGUGUUCCACACAUACUCUUCCAAAGAAGGAGACAAGUACAAGCUAAGCAAAGCCGAGCUCAAGAGUUUGCUUCAGGGAGAACUCAAUGACUUUUUAGCUGCGAGUAAAGACCCCAUGGUUGUGGAGAAGAUCAUGUCUGAUUUGGAUGAGAACCAGGAUGGAGAGGUGGACUUUCAGGAGUUUGUUGUGCUGGUGGCUGCUCUCACAGUGGCGUGUAAUGAAUUCUUUGUACAGAGCAUGAAGAAUUAAAUGUCUUCCAUGUUUCUCUUCAGCUGUGUGAGAACAUUUUGUAAAUGUAAUUUAUCAGAAAUAAAGACUCUAGUGACAUGCA
Sinocyclocheilus rhinocerous is the source of this 407-nucleotide messenger RNA. It is a transcript of the gene s100a1, whose product is annotated as S100 calcium binding protein A1. The transcript is spliced from 2 exons. Gene Ontology annotation, cellular component: cytoplasm. Lineage: Eukaryota; Metazoa; Chordata; Actinopteri; Cypriniformes; Cyprinidae. Gene Ontology annotation, molecular function: calcium ion binding; calcium-dependent protein binding. Bases 35 to 325 code for a protein of 96 amino acids. The record is from RefSeq and is a predicted model, not a curated record.